Molecule: messenger RNA, 333 nt
Organism: Capsella rubella
Lineage: Eukaryota; Viridiplantae; Streptophyta; Magnoliopsida; Brassicales; Brassicaceae
Product: gibberellin 20 oxidase 1-like
Exons: 3
Coding region: 1-333 (110 amino acids)
Source: RefSeq, a predicted model, not a curated record
AUGGAGAAUAAAAAUGUGGAAGAGGUCUCGAUCAUCAAUGUUUCUUCUCUUUCAUGCAUAGAUCUAGACAACUCUGAUCUUUAUCAAUCAGCUGUUUUGCUCAAGAAGGCAUGUCUGGAUUGUGGAUUUUUCUACGUCGUAAACCACGGUAUAAGUGAGGAGUUGAAAGAAGAGGCUUUCGAGCAGAGCAAGAGGUUCUUCACUCUUCCGUUGGAAGAGAAAAUGAAAGUUUUGAGAAACGAAAAGUAUCGAGGCUAUGCACCAUUCCAUGAUUCUCUCUUAGAUCCUAAAAACCAAGUUCGAGCUCUUGUUGUAACUUAUAUGUAUUUCUAG